UCGUGAAGAAAAAUGGCGACUGUUUUAGAAUAUCAUUGGUGAAGAGUUGUUAAAAAUACACUAAAGCACAUUGCAUGUUUGCAUUAAUAUACAGGCAAAGAAAAUAGCGAACUCCUAGUUAUUGGAAUAUAUAACGUAAAAGUGGUUAAGAAUAUUUAGAAAUUCUAUCUAUUUGGGAUUUAGCUUCAAGUUAAAGGUGAACAGAUAUUACAUUUGCUAUGUGGAACCAAUGGGCCGCGGUUGCUGCAGCUACUCCAAUGCCACCUAUACCGGCACCUCAAUGUCCGCCGCCGCAACCACCACCACCAACAGCAGCACCGCCACCACCAUCAACUGCACCUCCGCCAGCUCCAGCAGAGCCAUCAACUGGCAAUACGGCAGCACCAAUAAUAGGACCAAUGCUUCCUUCCACCUCCACUGCAACAACCCCAUCUGCCCCACCAGCUUCAAGUGGUCCGUAUGGACAGUAUACUGAAGCGCAAUAUGCGGCGCUGACUCCGGAGCAGCAGUAUGCCUUGCAGCAACACUGGCAGCAAUGGCAAGCUUAUCAACAAGAAUAUGCUAAAUGGCAUGCUCAGUACGGUGAGCAGUAUAAAAGAGAAAUGGCAGCUGCCGCCGCGACCGGACAAACUAUGAAUUUAAAUAAUUACUAUCAGCAGGCUCCACCGCAGCCACAAAUACAAACUCCAACUCCAACUCAACCGCAACAGCAACAACCACCACCACCGCCGCCACCUGAUUCACAACAAGUAACUGCAAAAUUUACUGGUACGCCUCAGUUAUAUACACAACCGCCACCUCCACAGCUUCAGACACAGGCACUUGUUCAACCACAACCUCAAACUAUUCCUGUCAAUCAAGCUCCUCCUAAUAUGCAUCAACCGCCCCUUGGUGGACCGUUUCCAAAUAUGGGUUACCCACAAUGGCAACAAUCUUAUUCGCAGUCGCAACAACCGCAGCCAUUUAAUUACAAUCAACCACCCCCAACUUUUGCACAACAACCUCCGAAUUUUGGUCAAAUUCCAAAUUUUCAGCAACCACCACCAAUGGUUCAACCCCAAGCACCUCCACCAUCUCAACCACAAGCAAUGCCGAUUGCACCACCUGUGCAACAACAACCUAUACCUCCUUACGGUAAUCCAAACCAGCAAAAUCGUAGUGGUAGCAAUCAAAACACCAGCAACAACAACAAAAGUCAACCUAAUAUCGAUCGCAAUUUUAACGAUUCUACCGGACCUAAUCCAAAUAAUUGGGCCCCUCCUUCCCUUAACCAAGACAAUGAUGCCAACAAAAAUCUUGGUGGAAAUACUAGCCAAUGGAAUCCCAAACAAAAUAAAUUUGAUGGGAAUUUUAGUAAUAAUAGAGCCGGAAAUCAAUCCGGUCCAAAUGAAAUGGGCCCUAACAAUUGGCCUUCGCGAAAAGACGAUGGAGGGGAUUCAAAUGAUUACAAUGACAUGUCGAAUGAUGGGGACAUGAAUACUGCAUUCGAGGGCAACCGAAAAAGCCGCGACGGCUUUGAAAACAAAGGAAAUUCAAAUAAUCGUUGGGGUUGCGAAAAUUCUGACUCGGGAGAAAAUCGCAAUGAAAACUUUCCCCAAACUCGCCAAGGACCUCCUGGGAUGGGUAAUCAAUGGAAUAAUAAUAAUCGCAAUCAAGGUGGUAUGAAUAACUCCUGGAAUAAUAGCCCUUUUGAUUCACAAAAUAAUUUCGAAAAUGAUCGUAGAAAUGUGGGAAACUUCAACGACCAGAGGAACUUUUCUGGCCCUAAUGAUCAAAGUGGAGGAAAUCGCUGGGGUAAUAAUAGUGGACAGUGGGGUAAUAACAACAGGGAUCCCGGGAGCAACAACAAUUUCAACCCAGGACCAGGCGAAAGUGGUAGAAAUUUCGGUGGAAAUAACUUUAUGCAAGGGCCGAACAACAAUUUUCAUCAGAGAUUUGGUCAAAAUGAUCGGAACUUUGGGGGAAAUUUUAACCAAAGGCCGGGAGGAAAUGGCCGCGGUUAUGGACCAAAUAACAAUUCGAAUCAACAAUUUGGAAAUAAUGAAAGGAAUAUGGGCCCAAAUAAUCCUUUCAAUGAUGAUUCUAGAGACAAUUUUGCCGAAAAUAAAGAUUCCAAUGAUAGACGCGGUUCAAAUAAUCCUAAUUUUGGUAACAGAAAUAAUUUUAACAGAUGGUCGGACAACAAUGACCCCAAUUUCAGUCCAGGAAACAGUUUAAACACAGGUCCAGAAGGCAGUGGUAAAAAUAGUUCGUUUAAUCCCUUUAAUUCCAGAUCUCACUCGAAUGACCGAAACUUUGUACCAGGAGGCGAUGGGGAUAAUUUUGGACCUAAUAAUUUCAAUCAAGCAAAUCGUGGAAAUGGACGAAACCUCGAUCGCAAUGACAACUUUAAUCCGAGGUUUGGUUCUAACGAGCGUAAUUUUGGUCCAAAUAAUUUUAAUCGCAGAUCCGAUUCCAACGAGCGAAACUUGGGGCCAAAUAAUAUGAAAGAAAGAUCAAAUUCAAAUGAGCGCAAUUUUAAUAAUAAUAAUUUUGAUAGAAGAUCAAACUCGAACGAACGAGUUCGUGACUCUUUACCAACAAGUAGCGUAGGACGUCAAAUGGAUCGCGAAGAACUUCAAAGAGGCAGUGUAAAUCAAGGCAAUCGCGAACCGGAAAUACAAAAUCAGGGUCAAAGCCGAUUAGAAACAGACAACGGAAACAAAGCACAACGACCUGAUUUGGAUGAAAAGAGUUUCGAUCUUCAGUUUCAACGUUGGGAAGAACAAUUCCAACAAUGGAAGCGUGCAAACGCUAAUCACCCAGAUCGUGAGAUGUACAGGCGCUAUGAACAGGAAUUUGAAAAACAACGUCAACGAAUAAUGGAACGCCGUGAACAAAUGCGACAAAGAAAAUUGCAGCAAAUGGGUAACGAAGCUGAACCAGAUGAUAGUGAAUCUUAUGAUAAGGAUGAAAGGAUGGAUAAUAAACCUCCUAUUGACACAAAAAAACACCCAGAUGACGAAGAAGAAGAUGUUCGUAGUGAACAUGUUGGAGAAGAUGAGGGUUCAAAUCAGGCUUUGACAAAAGAGGAAAGAACAACAAUUAUGGACGCAGAGAUUAAUGCUGUUGAAGAAAGAGUUGAUAAGAAGGAAGAGGAGCAGAAACAGUUAGACGACGUACAGGAAGAAGUAAAAGAAGUGCCAGUAAAAGUUGAUUGCCCAGAAAUAGGUAAUGCAAGCUCUAAAAACAACGAUUUGCCAAUUGCUGAGAAAAAAACGAAUAGCUCUGUUAGCAGCAUAGGCAAGCGAAAAAGUCGUUUUAGUGCUCCUACCGAAAGUGAAAAAAAGCCUAAACUACAAGACAUUGCUCCCUCUGAAGUAAUUUCCCUUGUUGAUGAGGAAGAUAACACGGCCGCCGAAGUUCCUGGUCCCAUGUGUAGUAUUUUUGGCAAAACUGAGGGAAUACCAGGUCUAGAUUUGGUUGAAGGUUCUAGUAAAAGCGACAUUGGUUCCGUAGAUAAACCACCUUCGAAUACGGCGGAUGAGAGUGUUGAAAAUGAAUUGAAUGAGGCUCCAAAAGAAAAGAAGAAAGAAGUACAAAAUCCGUGCAACAAAAUACCUUCAUUAUUUGAUGUUGUAAUAGAGAAGCCGGCUGACUUCCCAAUACGAUCACCUAUUGGGGACAAUGACGAAGAUGAGAAUGAUGACAAUGAUAACGACAAUAGCGAAGAAAAUAUGCAGAAAGAAAACCCAUCAGGGCAACAAUUAAUACAUCCGAAUAUUUCCAACGCCAUUCCUAAUUUGGGUGAUGCUCUUAGAGAUCCCGCUUUUAUGCAGAAAAUUUCACAGGCAUUAGCUAAAGCUCAGGGUAGAGAAAGUGCAGAUCCAAGUUGUGCGCCGCCUCCAAAGUUUCUUCAACAAUUGCCCAUGUUACUUGAACAAUUACAGCAACAAAAGUCUAACUCCGAUGGGCAGCGGUCUAGUUUUGGAGGGAACGGUCCCAACAACUUUGGUGGAAAUGGCCCCAACUAUGGUGGCAAUGGCCCUAACUUUGGAGGAAUUGGUCCAAACUUUGGAGGGAUUGGUCCCAACUUUGGAGGAUGCGGUCCUAACUUUGGAGGAAAUGGGCCAAACUAUGGAGGUAAUGAUAAUGGGCCUAAUCGGAUGAAUUUUGGAGGCAACGGUCCCAAUUUCGGAGAUAAUGGGCAAAAUCGAAUGAAUUUCGGAGGGAACGGUCCCAAUUUUGGAGAUAAUGGGCCAAAUCGCCAGAAUUUCGGAGGGAACGGUCCGAAUUUUCGCGGUUAUGAUCCUAAUUUUGGAGGUAAUGAGCCUAAUUUCGGCUUUAAUGGGCCGAAUGGGGGAAAUGGUCCGAAUGGACCAAAUUUCAACAGAAAUGGACCAAAUUUCAACAGAAACGGGCCAAAUUUCAACAGGUUUGGUCCAAACGGUUCAAAUUUCGGCGGCGGUGACGGACCGAAUUUCCGAGGAGACGGACCAAACUUUAGAGGAGGCAAUGGGCCAAACAUGGCUGGUGGCGGUAAUGGUCCAAAUUUUGGUAGAAACGGACCCAACGAUGAUCGACGUAAUUUUGGCAGAAAUAAUAACAAUAUGGGAGAUAGAGAUAGCGGAAGGCAAAAUUUAUUCCGACGCGGUGGCGGCAAUGGCAAUAGUGGCCCCGAGGACAAAAGGAAACAAAGUGCAGGCGGUGGAGCCGAUGCUACAGGAACGGAUAACUCCAACUCCUCAUGGGUUGAAGGCCCCGGAAAUGGCAGAGAUUAUGGAGAUGACUUCUUUCGACCUGUCCAAGUAAUAGAUUAUCAAAAUAGCACAGUCUCCCGACCGAAAGUAAUAGAUUACGGGCAUAAGGGAUCUAGUGCUAGUGGUUCGCUUUCCAAUCCCUUUAAUACGAACGCCUUCAGUUUUACGGAUGAAUUUAAACCAGUAAAAACUUUUGACUACGGACAUUUGUCCAAUCCCGGGAUUAAUAGAUAUGACAACAAGCCCCCGAUUGUCAAUCCUAAGAAAAAAAAUAAGAAAAAGAAGAAGAAUUUUACGGCUCAACAAAAUCACAAUGCACCUCAAGAUGAUUGUGCAAAUGGAACGGCAGCGCCUAUUCCGGAGUAUCAGCAAGAAAACACUGAAACUGAGAAUAAGAGUGAGGACGAUAAUUCACAUCAAACUGCAAAUCCAACUGAAAGAAUCAAUUCCAAUGUAAGUUCCCCGAAAGGAACUAACGAAGAACUCGAAGAAAUAUCUGACAAUGAAGACAAUUUGGAAAACAAUCGUGACAAUGACUCCCCGGCACCACCACCACCACCUAUGCUCACAUCGAAUAAACCAUUUAUAUGUUCAGUACAACACAAUGCAACUGAGCCGACUCAUUCGCUUUUCCCUUCAACGGCGGCUGCUAAUGAGAACAUUCCGAAUAUUCCAAGUGGACAUGUGCAAAUGUCAUUUCCCAGUAUAGAAAACAAAAAUACCAUAACCGUCGACGAAAUACUGCUCAACCCGGGCCGUUUAACGCGACCCAAAAAGGUUUGUGUAAUAUUGCGUGGUCCUCCCGGAAGCGGAAAGUCACAUGUCGCGAAGUUGAUUAAAGAAAAGGAAAUAGAAAUGGGUGGGAGUAACCCACGCGUUUUGAGUAUCGAUGAUUAUUUUCUAAUUGAAAACGAUUAUGAAGAGCGCUGCCCGAAAACUGGCAAAAAGAUACCGAAAAAAGAAGUUCUGUAUGAAUAUGACGCCGAUAUGGAGGAGACAUACAUGCAAUAUUUGAUAAAAUCUUUUAAGAAAACAAUUUCAGAUAAUUUAUACGAUUUUAUCAUAAUCGACUGCAAUAACAAUUCGUUGCGCACUUUAAAUGAGUUUUAUUGUCACUCGAAAGAUUCUGGUUUUAUGCCUUAUAUUGUUGACUUGCUGUGUGAUUUGGAGACCUGCUUGGAUCGCAACACACACGACCGAUCUGAAAAGGAUAUUAAGGCAAUCAUUAACACUUGGAAGCCAACACCGUUUCACUACAUUAAAUUGGACGUGGCAUCCUUGCUGGAGAACCUGGUUGAAAUGGAGGAUGCAGAGGAUAUGGUGAUGGAUAAUAACAGCAGUGGCGAUGUGCCGGAUGAUAGUAAUUUAACGCAGCCGCAGGCGGAUAAUGAAACUGAAGAUAGCAAUGAAGCUGCUGAAACUAUGGCUAGUUUUGGAUUCUUAAAGAGCAAAUGGGAAAAUGAUACCUCAUCUGAGAACUUAGCCCGUUUGGAUGGUACAAAUAAAUUGAUGCAAAAGCGUAAGGCGGCAACAAUGGAAGAUUACCUGCAGAUAGACGAUUGGGAACCCCCAAAAACUAAUGCAAACGGAAAGAAACGCGUACGAUGGGCGGAUAUCGAGGAGAAGCGUGCACAGGAAAAGAUGCGUGCGAUCGGUUUUGUUGUUGGUCAAACAGAUUGGAAGCGCAUGAUGGAUCCAAAUGCCGGAAAUCGCGCGUUAAAUAAAACGAAAUACAUUGAACGAGUCAAUAAGAGGCGAUAGUUUGUGGGCGUAAAAGAUAUGCUAAAAGAAUGAGAAAGAGGAAUUAUGCAUUACGUACACACAAUUGAAUGUGUAUUUUUCAGAAUGUGCUUUUCACUCUAUAAUCCUUAAAUGUUUACUGUAGUGUAGUACAAUAUACGAGUAGUAGAGUAUUUUUAGAAAUGGUACAUGUAUUCGAACUAUAUCCAUUCUUAUGAUAUACACUCGCGGUCAAAAUAAUAAAUACACGACUACUUUUUUUUUGCGCCUCCAUAAUAAAAAAUUUCAUGCAUUCGGUAUAUGAAGGAAAUACACUACACCGUCAAGGGGAUUUUUUUUCUGAAAUCAAUGAGAAUUUCAAGCUAAAUCAAAAUUGCACUCUAUUUUAUUAAAAUUUAACGUGCCAUAAAACUUGGUUGCCUUUUAGUUUGAAAUCUAGUUGAAAUCUUCAUGAAAAUUUGUCAAUUUUUAUAGAUCUUUUACAAAGUUUUAAACUUUUGUUUAUUGUAAAAUGAACAAUGUUUUUAUAAAAAGUUAAUGAAAAUUAAAACAAAAAAAAUAAUAAGAGUAAGCAAAACUAUUCAAAACAUCGUGUAUUUAUUAUUUUGACCAUGGGUCUAUGUCAUAUAAGGUAAAAUCAGCAUUAUAAAGCAUUUUAAAUUUAAUUUAAGUAUUUUAAUUCAGCAGUGCUCAACAAAUUUAACUUACUGAGCUAAACGACAAGAACUUCAGUAAAAAAUAUAACAUACUUCCGCGAAUGAUCAAAAAUUGAUUUUUGAACCGCAUGUAUUUUGGUACAGAGCAAUGAUGAAACACUUAUUAAGCGCCUUUGCACCGCAAUAUAAAAAUACCUGCGUGCAAUACCUUAUGUUAGAGAAUACUGUUAAAAAAGAAAAGGAAAAUAAAUAAAUUAAAUGCGAAAUUCAAA
Anastrepha obliqua is the source of this 7407-nucleotide messenger RNA. It is a transcript of the gene ZAP3, whose product is annotated as probable WRKY transcription factor protein 1. Gene Ontology annotation, cellular component: nucleus. The record is from RefSeq and is a predicted model, not a curated record. Bases 219 to 6500 code for a protein of 2093 amino acids. Lineage: Eukaryota; Metazoa; Arthropoda; Insecta; Diptera; Tephritidae. The transcript has 11 exons. Gene Ontology annotation, biological process: regulation of telomere maintenance.